Messenger RNA from Macrobrachium nipponense, 515 nucleotides. Its product is annotated as ctenidin-3-like. The transcript has 3 exons. The coding region runs from base 76 to 465 and encodes 129 amino acids. NCBI's taxonomy places the organism in Eukaryota, Metazoa, Arthropoda, Malacostraca, Decapoda, Palaemonidae. The record is from RefSeq and is a predicted model, not a curated record.
ACAAAUACCCGAGCAGAAAGCAAAGAGGGCACAGUACUGCCUCAGCAUCACAGCAAACGACCCAAUUCUCCAACAAUGAACGCCCUUCGCUCAAUCGUUGUGGUCGCCAUACUUAUGGCUCUGGUUUACUCCACUUCCGCAUUCCCUGAACCUGGUGGUAUUGGCUAUGGAUUGGGAGGUGGAUUCGGUGGAAUAGGCCAUGGAUUGGGAGGAGGAUUUGGCCACGGAUUGGGAGGAGGAUUUGGCCACGGAUUGGGAGGAGGAUUUGGCCAUGGACUGGGAGGAGGAUUUGGUCAUGGAUUAGGUGGUGGAUUCGGUGGAGUCUCUAUAGUCCGACCUGCGGUAAAGAAAGUCGUUACCGUCAGCAAAGGAAUCGGACACGGAGGACUUGGAGGAUUCGGAGGACUAGGAGGAUUUGGAGGAAUUGGAGGAUUUGGAGGACGUUAUGGUGGCUAUGGAUGGUAACAUAAUAAAUUAUAAAUCAAAUAAAUACCUAAUAAACUAAUAUGAAUCCA